AUGGCCCUUCAAGCUCAACACAUCUCAAGCCUGAGUUGUCAGCAAGAACUAUCAGAAUAUGAUGUGAUACUUUCUGCAGGUGAGCAAAUUUCGUGUGGACUAUUAGCAAUCACACUGCAGUCUAUAGGUAUUAAUGCUAAGUCGUGGCUUGCUUGGCAAUUACCAAUUGUGACCGAUGAUUUCUAUUCUGAAUCAAAAAUAAAGGAAGUAAAAAUUGACUGUUUACAAAAGUCAUUUUCCGAAGGAUGCUCAGUUGCAAUAGUUGCUGGUUUUCAGGGUGUAUGUAAUAAUAGAUUAACUACAUUUGGUAGAGGAGGCUCAGAUAUAUCUGUUGUGGCUCUAGCGGUAGCUUUCAAUGUUAAGACUUGUGAAAUUUUUACUGAUGUUGAUGGAAUAUAUACAACUGAUCCAAAAAUUGUUCCCAAAGCACGUAGACUUAAAUCUAUUUCCUAUGAUGAGAUGUUGGAAAUGUCUUUAUCUGGUGCUAAAAUCUUACAUAAUCGUUCAAUACAAAUAGCAAUGAGGCAUAAUAUAAAACUGCAAGUACUUUCCACUUUUAAAGAAUCCGAAGGUACUUCUGUGUUACCCAAUAACGAUGUAUUGGAAAAACAUUUAGUAACUGGGAUAACAUAUAGCACUAAUGAGGUAUUGAUUGCUUUCACUGAUCUUACUUUACAUAUUUUGAAAGAUAUAGUAGGUGCAAAUAUAAGAGUUGACAUGAUACAUAAUGCAAGUUUAGUAACUACCAAGUGUGACAUUGAUCAAGCAAAAAAGUUAUUAGGUAAUAAUAUUGAUUAUACUAUAAAUGAUAGUAUAGCGAAAAUUUCAAUCAUCGGUAUAGGUAUUACAUCCAAUACUGCUGUGAUGUAUAACAUAUUCAAGGUUUUAGAGAGAAAUAAAAUAGAAAUGCUUGCUAUUUCAACAUCAGAAAUCAAAAUUAGCAUCAUCAUUAAAAAAGAAUAUGCUGAAGUUUUAGUAAAAGACUUACAUGACAGCUUUGCUUCUCUAUCAUAG
Molecule: messenger RNA, 1014 nt
Organism: Cinara cedri
Lineage: Eukaryota; Metazoa; Arthropoda; Insecta; Hemiptera; Aphididae
Source: the annotation of a GenBank genome assembly